Molecule: messenger RNA, 1871 nt
Organism: Ipomoea triloba (trilobed morning glory)
Lineage: Eukaryota; Viridiplantae; Streptophyta; Magnoliopsida; Solanales; Convolvulaceae
Product: CBL-interacting serine/threonine-protein kinase 5-like
Exons: 1
Coding region: 248-1579 (443 amino acids)
Biological process (GO): protein phosphorylation; signal transduction
Molecular function (GO): ATP binding; protein kinase activity
Source: RefSeq, a predicted model, not a curated record
AUUUUUCACUGCAAAAAACCAUGUUCUGCAAUCGCCACCAGCGAGCCCACAGCCUCUCUCUCUACUUUCUUUCAAUUCCUCUAUCUUCCACGCCAUCUCAUUCCAUUAUAGCCACCACAAACCAAGCUCUCCACCACCGCCCAGUUUUCCGGCCGACAUCAAUAGUGUUUUCUUAACUGGGUUCCACUUCUAUUCUCUUGAUAAUAAUCAUCCUACAAACGAAACCAUCUUGUUUACUCUGUUUUCCAUGGAAGAACAAGCAGAGGCAUCGAGAGAAGAACACCACGGCCACCUUAAUGGCGGAAACGGGAGCAUUAUUUUCGGGAAGUACGAGAUGGGGAGGCUAUUAGGCCAAGGGACUUUCGCCAAGGUUUACUACGGCAGAAACCUUGAAACCUCCGAGAGCGUGGCGAUCAAGGUUUUACACAAAGACCACGUGAAGCAAGAGGGGAUGAUGGAGCAAAUCAAGCGGGAAAUCUCCGUGAUGCGGCUGGCCAAACACCCCAACGUCGUGGAGCUCAAAGAAGUCAUGGCGACCAAGCAGAAGAUCUUCUUUGUCAUGGAGUGCGUCCGAGGCGGAGAGCUGUUCGCUAAGGUUGCCAAGGGAAAGCUAGAGGAAGACGCGGCGAGGAAAUACUUCCAGCAACUCAUCAGCGCCGUGGAUUUCUGUCACAGCCGUGGCAUUUCCCACCGGGAUUUGAAGCCGGAAAAUCUGUUGUUGGACGAGAAUGGGAACUUGAAGGUUUCCGAUUUCGGGCUGUCGGCGUUGCCGGAACAGCAGCGGCACGACGGGCUGUUGCAUACCCGGUGUGGAUCUCCGGCGUAUGUGGCGCCGGAAGUGUUGAGGAAGAAAGGGUACGACGGAGCAAACGCGGAUAUUUGGUCUUGUGGAGUUAUUCUCUAUGUUCUGCUCUCUGGGUUUCUUCCGUUCCGGGAUCGGAACGUUGUGUAUAUGUACACAAAAGUGUUCAAAGCAGAAUAUGAUUUUCCGCCAUGGAUUUCCCCUGAAGCUAAGAGAUUAAUUUCCAGGAUUCUGGUGGUUGAUCCAGAGAAAAGAAUCACAAUUCCGGCGAUAAAGAGAGUCCCCUGGUUCCUCAAAGGUUUAACACCGCCAAUCUCCUAUUCUGUCCAAGAAAACGAGGAGUUAGAUUCCUUAAUCAAAUCGAAAUCUUCGCCGCCGUUCUAUAACGCGUUUGAGCUCAUAUCAUCCAUGUCUUCCGGGUUCGACUUGUCCAGCCUAUUCGAGAGCAAGCGGAGGAGAUCGGGCUCGCUCUUCACCUCGAAAUUCUCGGCUCCGGCGAUCUUGGAGAAGCUAGAGUCGGUGUGCAAGAAGUUGAAUUUCCGGAUUGAGUGUUCGAAGGAGUUCAAGGUGAAGAUGCAGCGGAGUACGGAGGGGCGAAAGGGGAAGCUGUCGGUGACCGCGGAGGUGUUCGAGGUGGCGCCGGAGGUGACGGUGGUGGAAUUCUCAAAGUCCGCCGGCGACACGUUAGAGUAUAGGAAGUUUUGCGAGGAAGAUGUAAGGCCUGCGCUUAGAGACAUCGUUUGGACAUGGCAAGGUGAGGAUAACUGCCAAGGCUAACUGUAUAACGGCCUGCCUUGUGUUCUUGUAAUCAUUGGUACAUGUAGUACGUGUGGGUAUACAUCAAGAGUUCUAAACGCCACCAUUAUCUUCCUUCUUUUUUUUUCUUUAUCCAAUUUUGUAGGAAAAUGGCCGGUUUGAUUGCCUAGAGCUAAUUUGUACUCUUUUUUUCUCCUAUGUAUAUGUACAUAUAUAUGUUUUUUUUUUUUUUUAAUGUUUUGAUAUUUGUACAUAGAAAAGAAAUGUUAUGUAAUAUUAUAAGUUUUGAAGUCAUGGACUAUAAUGUGAAGAA